Racocetra persica is the source of this 546-nucleotide messenger RNA. The record is from the annotation of a GenBank genome assembly. Lineage: Eukaryota; Fungi; Glomeromycota; Glomeromycetes; Diversisporales; Gigasporaceae.
AUCACUGUGAAUAUCAACCAGAAUUUGAAAAUUCAAAUGGUGACAUCUCUCAUUCGCUGAACAUGCAGAACAUUCUUGACGAGUUACCAUCAGAAAAUAAUCUUCUAUACUCGCUACCAGAAUUUGAAAAUCCAAAUGGUGACAUCUCUCAUUCGCAGAGCAUUCUUGACGAAUUGCUAUCAGAUAAUACUAUUCUAUAUUCGCCACCAGAAUUUGAAAAUCCAAAUGGUGACAUCUCUUAUUCGCAGAACAUGCAGAACAUCCUUGGCGAAUUACCAUCAAAUAAUAAUCUUCUAUAUUCGUCACAAGAAUUUGAAAAUUCAAAUAAUGAUAUCUCGCAUUCGCCGAACAUUCUUGACGAAUUGCCAUCAGAUAAUGAUAUUCUAUCUUCGCCAAACCGUUUUGUUGAUUCUUAUGAAUCAUUUGAGUGUAAUGGUUUUGAAAAUUUGACCAUUAUUCCUCCCAAUAGCACUUCACAAACAAACAUUCCUCAAGAUAUAGAACAUAUGAAUAACGCGGAGCUAAUUGAGAAAUGUUUAAACGAAG